Molecule: messenger RNA, 300 nt
Organism: Penicillium macrosclerotiorum
Lineage: Eukaryota; Fungi; Ascomycota; Eurotiomycetes; Eurotiales; Aspergillaceae
Exons: 2
Coding region: 1-300 (99 amino acids)
Source: RefSeq, a predicted model, not a curated record
AUGAUUGGGCCCGAGGAAGCCGAACGAUCCCCGCUUCCGUUGCUUGGGGCGCCACUUCGACCAACUGCGCCAGAGGACGCGUGGGCUGGUGGCGCUACAGUCCCUGGCGUUUCGUGGAGAUCCAGUCGGAUGCAAAAAACUGCCUCUGUCGCUCUGCUGAUCGCUGCUACUGGCCGAGCCAUGUGGGCAUUCAAUGGGCGUUCACUCGGCCAAGAAGCGUUCGUGGGGAGGCCAACGCGCCACGCCGGUUCACUACGCAAUGCUGGAGCAUAUCCGAUCCACCCCGACCUUGGCAGAUAA